UGUCGUGGAAAAUACGGCAAGAAUUGCAGCUACCUCUGCAGUGACAGGAAGUGUAAAAACUCCCCAGCGCCGUGUGAUCACGCGACAGGAUCUUGUAAUGGAAAAUGUAAGGACGGUUGGAAUGGAGACACAUGCACGGCCAAAUGCUCUGGAACAUAUGGCAGAGAUUGCAACUAUUCGUGUGGCGAUAGAAAGUGUGAAGACAACACGAUGUGUGAUCAUGUGAAAGGAUCAUGCAAUGGACAGUGUGUUGCUGGUUGGCAAGGAGACGUGUGCACUGAUAAAUGCACUGGAAAAUAUGGCCAAGAUUGCAAACACUCGUGUGGUGACAGACACUGUGAAGACAAUGCGCAGUGCGAUCACGUGACAGGCUCGUGCAAUGGACAGUGUGUUGCUGGUUGGCAAGGAGAUGCUUGCAGUGUCACUGCCAGUGAGUCUAAAAAUCCUGACUCUGGCAACGAUGUAUUACUUAUUGCUAGCAUUGCUGUUGCUGUUGUUGUCGUAAUCGCCGUGGUCGUCAUCGUUGUGGUGUUUAUCAGACGGAGGAGACGAAUACAGAAAGAGAAUUCUCACGAAACACUUGUUUUGAGAAGACCUUCAAGAAACACGGACAAGGCACAUGAAGUGGGAGAAACAAACGUCUAUGUCAACGUUGGCAUGACGUCGACGUUGCAGGAACAGCCCAUAGUACAUCAACCAAAGCAUGUCCCCGUGGUUGCUGUGCAGCAAAGAGUAAAGGCUCAUAAUGAAACAGCAAAGGGUGAUAACAAGGGCAAAGUCAAGGGAAGUAACACAUAUUGUAACGUGAAGAUAAGCGGCCAAGAUGAUGAAGAUAUUACUGAUGCUGUAGCCAUUAUAGAAGCAGACAAUAAGAGCGAUGGUCAGACAGGAAAUGACGUCGAUGAACAUGACGCAUAUUAUAAUAAGACGACCAGUCUACCGGAAGGAGGGUUUGACAUGAUGGAGCUUGAAACUAUAAUUCAGCGAAUCAGGAACCAGCGUGGAGGAUUUGAAGCAGAGUUCUUGGCUUACAACAGAGCACCGAGAGAAGGAACUGUAGUUGACUUCUGGAGGGUGAUCUGGGAACAAGACUGUGGACAAAUUAUAAUGCUUACAAACCUCAUGGAAGCCGGAAGGGUAGGUACCAGCCAUGGAUUUAGGCAGGGACACAAAUGCGAACCCUACUGGGAUGACGACAAACCAAUGGCUGUGUCAUUCUUUAAUGUUGUGGUCAAAGAAACGUUUCACCUAGCGGAAUACAGCAUCAGGAAGAUCCAGGUCACUCAGACAAAGUCUGGAAAACUGACACAGAAGACGUUUGAUCAUUAUCACUUUACAUCGUGGCCGGACCACGGAGUUCCUAACGUGCUUGAUCUGUUAGAUUUUCUGUGGAAGACUAGAGACACUCCGAGACCACGCCCUGGUCCAGUCCUCGUACACUGCAGUGCCGGGAUUGGCAGAACAGGGACGUACAUAGCUCUCCACAUUCUCAUAGACGAGAUGAACGCCACUGGACAACUUAACAUUCUACAGACCAUCACCAAGAUGAGACACCAGAGGAAGAACAUGAUACAAACCAAGGAACAAUAUGAAUGUGUUUUCAUCACACUGCUGGAGGUAGUAAAAUAUGGGCAGACGAGCAUGCCCACGAAUCAUUACCUACAGGCAUAUCCUACAAAGGGAGGCAACUUGACUAUGGGCAGGAAGACGAUUGACCAACUAGCUGAGGACAUCGUUUCCAUGAAUAGUCCAUACAAUGCAGAUGCACAAGUGAAGAACAGACUCUGGGUGAACGGACAACAGGAUCAGUUCGUAGUGGGCGCCCCAGUAUGUAAAGAUGUGUAUAUAACAAUCAACUUUCGCCCUUGAAUGCACAAGUCUAUAACCCC
This is a messenger RNA of Gigantopelta aegis, 1889 nucleotides long. RefSeq names its product receptor-type tyrosine-protein phosphatase delta-like. The coding region runs from base 211 to 1869 and encodes 552 amino acids. Gene Ontology annotation, biological process: protein dephosphorylation. The record is from RefSeq and is a predicted model, not a curated record. Gene Ontology annotation, molecular function: protein tyrosine phosphatase activity. NCBI's taxonomy places the organism in Eukaryota, Metazoa, Mollusca, Gastropoda, Neomphalida, Peltospiridae. The transcript is spliced from 14 exons.